Pogona vitticeps (central bearded dragon) is the source of this 1107-nucleotide messenger RNA. It is a transcript of the gene SNU13, whose product is annotated as small nuclear ribonucleoprotein 13. Lineage: Eukaryota; Metazoa; Chordata; Lepidosauria; Squamata; Agamidae. The record is from RefSeq and is a predicted model, not a curated record. Gene Ontology annotation, molecular function: RNA binding. Gene Ontology annotation, biological process: ribosome biogenesis. Gene Ontology annotation, cellular component: nucleolus; ribonucleoprotein complex.
AUUCACAUGCUCUGGGCGGUGUACAAACGAGCAACGCGUCACUGGACCCACCUAAGGCUUAAGUUUCGGGCUGAACCCACUAGGCUGGGCAAUGGAAACGGGAUCUGUAGCAGGGAGUAGUCCGUUGCCGAGUGUGCAACUAUUGCUCUGGGCGUGGAAGAAAGGAAUGCAUUUUCAGGAGGGAGAGCAGCGGCGGAAAGGCAUUCAGACGCUGCAUACACCGGAUCAGACUGAGGCAGAAGUAAAUCCCAAGGCUUAUCCACUUGCCGAUGCUCAGCUUACCAAGACUCUUCUAGAUCUUGUACAGCAGGCGUGUAACUAUAAACAGUUACGAAAAGGGGCCAAUGAAGCUACUAAAACAUUGAACAGAGGAAUUGCUGAAUUCAUUGUGAUGGCUGCUGAUGCUGAGCCUCUGGAGAUCAUCCUUCACCUUCCACUUCUUUGUGAAGACAAGAACGUUCCCUAUGUAUUUGUGCGCUCCAAGCAGGCCCUUGGCCGGGCGUGUGGAGUUUCUCGGCCUAUUGUAGCUUGCUCCAUUACCAUCAAAGAAGGCUCCCAGCUGAAGCCUCAGAUUCAGUCUGUUCAGCAAGCCAUUGAGAGACUACUGGUGUAAAUCUGUUAGAUCGCUAAUGUUAAACAAAAGCAACUCAGAAAAUUAAAGUUUAGUUUAUCUUUUUUAUUUUCGUAAUUGUAGUCUACUGCUUUUGUUUUGUUGUCAACUAGAUCAAUCCUUUCUGUCUUUCUCAGUUAUGCUUGUUCUAAUGAGAGAAUGCUGUCAUUACUUCUACAUUCUUCUUUCCAAGGAGGAACAGUAUUUAUCCAGUGGGAUAUAAUUGAUCUAUGUUAGCAAUGAACAAGUUUCAUUUGCAAAUGGCUUCGGGGGUGAACAUAGCAAUCCAGUAAAUGCAAAGCACAUGUUCUUGCCAAUAUAAUGCCCCCCGAAGCUACUUUAGUCUGUUGUAUUCCUUGUCUCCAUAGUAGUGCACAUACAACAAACCAGGCUCACAUGCUUGAUUCUAAAGACACUGGUAGAAAUAAAUGGCAGAUAAAAGCCCUAAAUGAACUGGCUUUAACUUUUUAAGAAAAUAAAUUACAGUUGGUUAUAUA